Messenger RNA from Colletotrichum phormii, 3375 nucleotides. RefSeq lists its product as uncharacterized. The coding region runs from base 1 to 3375 and encodes 1124 amino acids. The record is from RefSeq and is a predicted model, not a curated record. The transcript is spliced from 7 exons. NCBI's taxonomy places the organism in Eukaryota, Fungi, Ascomycota, Sordariomycetes, Glomerellales, Glomerellaceae.
AUGGCAAGCUGGUCCCUCUCAUACUUCAAGGCGCAGAGGAUCCUAAAUUUCUACCCUUCACACCGAGGUGGACCCCGUCUGGGUAAACCAAUUUCGCAGGUCACGCCUCCCGUCCGUGUCUGUAACUGGAUCGGAAAAUCUCUAUUCAAACCCGGAAGCCGCGAGUUUGUCGCGGAUACAGAUUCGUUCUUCAUUGCUGCUCUCAAGCUCAUCAUCUCUUGGCCACUUUUAUGCUUAUUACUAUCUUACUUACAUGUGAUGCUCCAGGUGUGCUGGUCUGAGAACUAUGGGGUGAUUUCGAACAUGACGAAGCAGCAUAAGCUGCGUCUUCUUCCACCAAACUUGGACACUGGACGAUGCAAUCAACCCACAGACCAGAAUGGUAUCCGUACCCACGAGACGAGUUUCCAACGUACCACAGAACAUACUGCGACGAACAGCACUAGCCAGCGACCUCAGGAUAAUGCCAGACUUGACCAGGGCGGAAGCAGCUCGGGGACGUCUCCACCAGAUGGCGAACUUGGAGAUGACACCGCACUGUUGCGCCCAAGCUAUCUCUGUUUCCUCAAACAGUCCCCCGAUGGCACUGAUGACUAUGAGACUGUCAACGUGUCGGAUUAUCUUAGAAAGAAUGGAGACGGCGUAGACGUUGAAUAUGUCUUCGUUUCGUACACGCGUGUGCACUUUAGGGUCUCAACUGAUGAGGAGAUAGCCAAAUAUGACUACCCAGAACCCAGAGAGAAAACUAGAGAGGCCAACAGACAAGUUGCGAAAAGAUAUCGAGUCGCUCUCAUCAAGGUGGGCACUGAUGCUGCUAGGAAGGUCGGCAAACAAGCCUUCAGGCUAGACUUUGAGUGCGUUCGUGACAACGUCGUUGCGAAAUCUACCAGCAGUAGCGAGGAUGUUUACAAAAUAUACGAUUACGUACGGGUGGCACACUCCAUGAUCAUUGCCAUCGGGCCUACGGCUAACGACAAGGUCAAGGCUCUCAUGAACGGUGAGGACCUUGAUUCUUUGCCGUACAAUCCAGAUAUGGUGACCCCUUGGCUACGGCAAUCGGGCUCCCGACUUUGGACUUUACCGGAACUGCUGCUAUGCCCUGGAGAGUAUCGAAUUCGGCUGUACGUCGUUGGUGAUUCCUCCGAACCCCAAGCGAUCGCAAAGCGGAACUUUGCCGAAAGGGCAUGGACAGAUGCCUGGGCAGUCAAACAGCUCGUUGACCACUUCGAAGGAUCGGCCAUUCUCACCUCGUCUGCACUGAUCGAAACAGCCAUGACUUGCUUUUCCACAAGACAAAUCGAUCAGUUCAGCCAAGGAGAUAUAGCUUACGCUACAAGGGGCCUUUUCCCGAGUCGCCAGAGACCAGACGUAGACAAACGCGAUACCGGGUUACAAGCUUUUGGUAAACUAGCUCUCGAAAAUGAUAGCGCGACCUUUCUCAGCCGUCUCAUCUGCCUGUCAAUCCCCCAAGGAUCACCUUGGUGUCGACUAGAAGACAGAUGGGGGGUGGAACUAAGGGACAUACGUCCUAUUGGCAAUCUACGAGACGUCCUGGAACCCGAGGCCGUCUCUUUGGAGGGCGUUUUUGGAACGACGAUCCACUGGGACAACAUGGACGCCGAACCUUACUUCGGCCAAGGCAUAGGAAGAUUCGAAAAGGUCAUUUAUCACGGGCCUUACAUUACCACCUCCAUCCUGCUUUACUUCUUCGUCAUCUUGCUUUUCCAAGAGUCCAAACUAUUUCUGAUCUACCCUGCACUUAUCGGCCUGUUUGCUCUGCUCCUUCCCCUGGGGAUCAUCAACUCACGACGCCAUCUUAGACGACCUACGAUUCCCCGACUCAUUGGAAUCGAAGGCGAAGUUCAUGUUGAAAAGAUUGAGAAAUACCUCUGGGGUUUCAAUUACGGAAACUUGAAGCGCGACACCACUGGAAGCUACACCGACUCACCAGCAAACAACCCUAGGGUUACGAACUCGUUGACUGCGCCACAAGUUACCACUUUCACUCUCGUGGAUACGUAUGCAAUGAGUGUCACACAUCUUGAAUGCAGUACGCCUCCAGUUGCGAUGUUUGUCUGUGGGGAAGAGAACGGCAUGCACAGAGCCAUCAUCCUAUGCUCAUACGACUGGAGAACACGAAGUUAUCACCGUCAAUUCGUCCUGAGGUCAAAACGUUGGAAAUUGGAGAAUAUGCGCUUGGUCGAUAGAGUUUGCGUGUCGCUUGCUCCUCAUACCAAUACCCAAAGAUCUGCGGAAGAUUUGCACUCGGGGCCAUCAAUCUCGCUGACAACACCAUCUCUUUCUGCAAACAGCAACCGUGUGGCAUCUAUAGAGCGACCGAGCAGGAUGCGAAGAGAGCUUCUUUUUUUUGGCGAUGUGCCUUUUUGGGUUGAACCCUUUUUAUCCCGAGAAAUCAUUUCGUCCAAACGACGACCAAAGCUUCCACUACACCAAGUCUUUCCGUACGUUGUCUUUGUUAAAGCGUAUCUAGCUUUUCCAGUGAGCCUCUAUGAACGGAAUUCAUACAUCUGGUCCAUAUUUGGCAUCCUUGAUGGGUGGGAGGUUUCGAUGCUUCUAUCACUUUUGCCCGAGUGGUUUUCGCCUCGUGAGCUGCCUCUGAGAUUCCUUCUUUGCCUGACUGUAGUCCCGAAACUACAGACUAUGAUCGGUUACUUUGGUGUCCCGCCCAUGAUGUACUUCAGCGGAAGUAUAGUUUUAAUGCAGUUUCUUCUCCAAUGGAUCCUGCUCUUCAAAGCUCAUUCGGGGUUGGUAGGUCGGCCCAGAGAAGUUUCCUGGCUUGAAACGUACCAAAAGGUCGUUCUUUUCCAUGAUGCAGACAUCAGGAAAUUCUUGAGUGAUACAAGAGGAUAUCUGCGGCAUCAUCGAAAGUCUUCCUUUUACUACGCCCGGACUCUCUUUCUCGUGUUUGCCUUCUCGUUUCUUAACUCAUUUAUACCGAUGCCGCUUGAGAAGCUGCCAUGGGACUUGUACCGCACUGUUUCUAUGGAUGCCUUACUUGCUAUCCUGACAGGACUGGCUAUAUUCUACAGACCUUCCUCUGCCUUACUUCUUUACAUCGCUGUCUCUAAAAGUACAGGUACUUUCUCGAUUCAGGUGGCUGCUUUGAUUUCAAUCUCCUACGCCGGCACCUCGAUGGGCACUGUACUUCUCAGCACCAUAACUGAAAAGUACAUGUACCUAUGGGAUUUCACUGUGAACGUAUAUCUCCCCCUAAUCGUAACUGAAACAGUCAUCUGGUUUCUGUAUUGGAAGUACAAGUGGGCUCAUGGCCAGACGGAAGAUUUGCAUGAAGAAUCGGCCCCUAGGGAUGUCGAAUCACAUGUCCCCCAGGAGGGUGAGCUUCUGACAACUUAA